Molecule: messenger RNA, 1578 nt
Organism: Ascochyta rabiei
Lineage: Eukaryota; Fungi; Ascomycota; Dothideomycetes; Pleosporales; Didymellaceae
Exons: 4
Coding region: 1-1578 (525 amino acids)
Molecular function (GO): monooxygenase activity; heme binding; oxidoreductase activity, acting on paired donors, with incorporation or reduction of molecular oxygen
Source: RefSeq, a predicted model, not a curated record
AUGUCGACGGUCCACGCUGUGUUGCCUUCGCUAGAGACGUCUUUCCUCUCAACCCGUAAUGCGUUAAUAUUUGCUGGUCUUUGGCUGGUCUAUCAGCUGCUCAAGGCUCUGUACAAUGUAUCGCCUCUGCACCCAUUGAGUCGCAUCCCCGGUCCCAGGCUAGCAGCAGCCACGUACUGGCCGGAAUUUUACUACGAUGUCGUCAAGUUUGGAUGCUACACCAAAGAGAUUAGCAAGAUGCAUGAGCAAUACGGCCCUAUCGUUCGCAUCAAUCCUCAUGAAGUGCAUUGCAACGACAUUUCCUUCGCAGAUGAGAUUUAUGCUGUUGGAGGGCGGAAACGUGACAAGCCCGUGCACCAGAUCAAUGGCUCAGCACUCGGGCAGGCUGGCUUCGGAACUGCAGACCACGACCUACAUCGACUACGUCGAAUCCCUGUGGCCAAGUUUUUCUCACGCGGAAUGAUUGCGAGGUUGGAGCCAGAGAUCCAUAGUCUGGCGCAAAAACUUUGCGACAAGCUGCUCAGACAGUCGGGUGAAGAAGAGGCAUUCGACAUUGCCAUGGCAUACAGUUGCUUCACUUCUGAUGCAAUUUCCGGUUACAGCUUUGGCGAGAGCUUCGGAUUUUUGGAUCAAGAAGGCUGGUAUCCCAACUUUCGCGAACCUGUUGCCUCGAUCCUAAGACCUGUCUUCAUUUUCCGCUUCUUCCCGUGGACCAAAGCUGGCGCCGGUCUGGGUAAAUACUUGGUUGACUACAUGCCGCCAAGCUCUGCUCUUAUGGUUCGUACGCUGCAGAUCGAUCUUCCCGAAAAGAUGAGGAAAGCAAAGGCCGACAUCGAUGCGGGUAUCAGGUACGACCGACCGACUGUUUUUGGCACUAUCCUAGAGUCCGACCUGGUCUCGUUGGAGAAAGAGCCACAGAGACUGGCCGAUGAAGCCGCUGGAGUCAUCGGUGCUGGGACAGAGACAACGAGUUGGGCCAUGUCUGUCAUCACAUACCACCUCUUGACCAAACCGGAACUCCUCAACAAACUCCGCCAUGAGCUGCAGUCAGUUAUCAAGGAUCCGAAGCAGCUGCCUGCAUGGACUGAACUUGAGACCCUGCCAUACCUGGGAGCAGUCAUCCAGGAGGGCCUAAGGCUAUCAUAUGGUGUAUCUGCUCGAACGGCCCGUGUCCCCACCCAGGAGAAUUUAGUCUUCCGUGGAGAAUGGAACAAGCGUCCGGUCGAAUACACCAUUCCGCAAGGCUAUGCGAUAGGCAUGUCAGCUGCCAUCACUCAUCAUGAUGAGAAGGUAUUUCCCAACUCCUACGCCUUCAUCCCUGAACGAUGGCUAGACGAGAACAACGAACGAAGAAAGGACGUGGAGCACAGCAUGCUCGCCUUCUCAAAGGGAAGCCGCUCGUGCUUGGGCAUGAACCUUGCAUUGUGUGAGCUCAAUCUGAGUCUUGCGGCAUUGGCUUUGCGCGUCUUGCCUCACAUGCACUUGUCAGAUACAACAGCCGAAGAUGUUGCGUACGACCACGAUAUGUUCAUUCCCAUGACAAAGGAUAAUAGAGGCGUGCGAGUGACGAUAGACUAG